AUGCCUGGAGAUCUUACCUCGUCAAAAUGGCACGUGAAGCAGUCUCUUCCUCUUCCCAAUCGAAAGCUUUGUCUAAUGUCAGCACAGAUCUUCGCUGUCGGCUCCCUCCUGCGUCAGGCAAAGCUCGACGGCUCCACGCGACAGCAGCAUCACAACCUGAUGCUCCAAGCGCAGGCCGAUCAGACCAUACUGACGGAUCAUUCGCACAAGCCUCUAGUUCGCCUCCAAGCAAUGCUUCUGUACGCUAUUCACGCGCUGCACGGCGAAAGCACUCCCCGACUGGGACACAUCAUUGGCGUGGCCAUGCGCUUCGCAGUGAUGAAAGGCUUCCACCGUCUUGUGCAUGACGGAACCGCCGAGACUGCAAUGGCCAUCAAAGCUUGGUGGUGUAUCUACAUGUAA
Messenger RNA from Colletotrichum spaethianum, 402 nucleotides. RefSeq lists its product as uncharacterized. The coding region runs from base 1 to 402 and encodes 133 amino acids. The transcript has a single exon. NCBI's taxonomy places the organism in Eukaryota, Fungi, Ascomycota, Sordariomycetes, Glomerellales, Glomerellaceae. The record is from RefSeq and is a predicted model, not a curated record.